Messenger RNA from Danio rerio (zebrafish), 4037 nucleotides. The record is from RefSeq and is a predicted model, not a curated record. NCBI's taxonomy places the organism in Eukaryota, Metazoa, Chordata, Actinopteri, Cypriniformes, Danionidae.
GGGUGAUAUGGCUGUGGCAUUUCCCUCUUGCAGAUGUUCUCUCUGAGAGCUGCCAAGUUAAUUUCGCUGUAUCUCUUUAGUCUUUAUUUCGGUGUAUUGGUGUUUUUAAUUGGCCAGUUUUUCAUUUUCUGUACAUUACUAUAUGAAAUAACAAAAACUGACUGAUAUUCUGUGAUUUCUGAAAAAGUGAAUAAUAUAAAAUGGGUGAAAUAACUAAGCCACAGGCCAUAAAACAUUUUAUUGGAUGGAUUCUUUAAUGUUUUUUUAUGUUAACAAAAAGUUUUUGUUCAAAAGUACAAUCAUUUACUCCUAAUAACCACAAACAUCUUUAAUUUAUACUGACAGUAAGGCUCAGAUUUUGUCACCAUAAAAUAUAGUGUAAGUUAAAUCCACAUUUUGGUUGUAAUUUGUAAACAUUAUGAAGGGUGCUUCACUAGCUCAUUGUCUUAAUGGUAGGUCAUGAGUUUUUUUCUUUAAAUUACUCAUUUCUACUGCAUUGUACAUGGAGGUUCAAUGCUGAAAUGUCACAAAAGGUAAAGUAGCAUGAUCCAGCACUGCUCCAGAGGCUCCAGCAGCUGCAGGUACAAACACAAGAUGCAGCACUGAGGACUGUCUGUCUCUAGAGGUGCAGAGAGGGUUUUAUUUCUUACCUUUUGUAAAUGCUAAAAUUAGGAAUGCUCAUGCAGACUAUACAUGUUCGUGUUUUUAAUGUAAAUUUUCGAAUGUUUAAGUAUAAAUUUGAGUGUGUAUACAAGUUUAAAGACAUGUGUUUGUGUUUUUGUUGCUGUGUGGGGACACCACAGUUUAAAAAAAUGAUUAGAGAUCUUUAGGUAACCAAAAUGGUUCUUUCAUGUCGUCACCUUUUGGCUUUACAUGAUACCCCUAUUUUACAAGUGCAUCUUUGAUUUGCUGACAGAAUCAGCGCUAGACUCAGAAAAUGACGAAAGAGCGCGGUACAAACGUCUACUUGUGAAGACGAGGUUUAAUUCAGCAGAUGCAGGUCAAUCUCUUCGUGUUUUCCUCUUGCGCGCUCUUGGAAGCGCGUGCACAGCUUCAGCACCUUGGAGAGCUCCGCGGCUUCCCAGGAACGUGCAGCCAAUCAACGCUCCACUCAGGCAAAGCCCGAGAAAAUUAUUCAUGCGUUAAAUAGCAAUCAUUCCAGUGUGUUAAAACUGGAAAGUGUUAUUUACGUUAAGCUCUUUUUGCAAGAAUGACAAACGUGAGCCGUUUAAACAAAUUCGAAACGACAUCAUAAUAUUUCUUAUAAACUUUCACACUAUGUUAAAAUAGAUAGCACAAGUGACAUUCUUGAUGUGUGGAAAUAAGUUCCUCGAUCAGCCUAUCAUUGCAAGUCAUCAUGGAAUGGGUCUUAAUGCUUGCAGUCUUAAUAUAUAAAUCGUCACAUGACGUUGGCGUAAUGAGGUAACCAUAGCAACAGUUUGCUUUCCCUUCAGUAUCGACAAAGGGACUUAUUUUGCAAUGUAAUUAUCAAGACUUGCAAGUUUGCAACUGCGACAGGUGUAAAAAUCCGAUAUUGGUUGCAUGGAAAUAACCUGUAGAUAAAGAGCAGAUGCUGUUUUCAAAGGUCUUCGUCUACUUCACACACUGUAUGUGAGAGUGCGCCUUUGCUAUUGUUGCAGAGCUCGAGACGUGUUUUGUACUUUGUGAAUGAUUCGCGUCGUGCGCGCGAGGCAAAACACAGGCGCGCUCACCAAGGAUCGAUGCUCCUGUCUAGUUGCGCUCCGAUUGGGCGAGUGCUGGAAAUGUGUCAGGCAUAUGCUCGCCGUGGGCGGGAGUAGACAUGUGUUUAUAAAGCUCGGUGGGGCGGCGACAGUGUGUUAAGAAGCGAAAAGAGAACGCACGACAGAGAAGCCCGUCAGUUCACCCGAUGUUAGGUAGGGGAGGCGGGUCGCCCUCUGCCGCUCCGUCUCCUCACCUGUAUGGAUGACCACUACAACCUCAUCGACUCACCCUCAGCCAGCCACCGGGGGAACAACGCCGACAACCACGGGUACGCGGAGACCGAGAAGGACAUCAUGACGGUGGUCGCCUGCGAUAACAUGCUGGAGGAAACGGCGGCGCUGCCCAGUCACCUGUCGCUGGAUCGCUACGAGCCCGACCACGAGUGCUGCGAGCGGGUGGUCAUCAACAUCUCCGGGCUGCGCUUCGAGACCCAGCUCAAAACUUUCAACCAGUUCCCGGACACGUUGCUCGGGGACCCGAAGAAAAGGAUGCGCUACUUUGACCCGCUGAGAAACGAGUAUUUCUUUGACAGGAACCGACCGAGCUUCGAUGCCAUUCUCUACUACUAUCAGUCCGGGGGGCGUAUUCGCAGACCCGUGAACGUGCCCAUUGACAUCUUCUCGGAGGAAAUCCGCUUCUACCAACUUGGAGAGGAAGCCAUGGAGAAAUUUCGCGAGGACGAGGGCUUCAUCAAGGAAGAGGAGCGACCUCUGCCAGACCACGAAUUUCAGAGACAGGUUUGGCUUUUGUUUGAGUACCCCGAGAGCUCCGGUCCUGCGAGGGGCAUCGCGAUCGUGUCCGUUCUGGUCAUUUUGAUUUCCAUUGUGAUUUUCUGUUUGGAGACGCUGCCCGAGUUUAGGGACGACAAGGACCCGACUACUGUGUCUCCUAUCGCAAACGUCACUGGCCCGUUCGUGUCCAGCACUUUCACAGACCCUUUCUUUGUAAUCGAGACCCUUUGCAUCAUCUGGUUCUCUUUUGAACUGCUCGUGCGCUUCUUCGCGUGCCCCAGCAAGGCUACUUUUUCCAAAAACAUCAUGAAUAUCAUUGACAUUGUGGCUAUUAUUCCCUAUUUCAUCACUCUGGGGACGGAGCUGGCUGAAAGACAAGGCAACGGUCAACAAGCCAUGUCGCUGGCCAUCCUCCGAGUGAUCCGUCUGGUGAGGGUCUUUCGCAUCUUCAAGCUCUCACGUCACUCUAAAGGCCUGCAGAUCCUUGGCCAGACUCUGAAAGCCAGCAUGAGGGAACUGGGACUCCUCAUCUUCUUCCUCUUCAUUGGGGUCAUCUUGUUUUCCAGCGCCGUCUACUUUGCUGAGGCGGAUGACCCUACAUCCAGCUUCAGCAGCAUCCCUGAUGCUUUUUGGUGGGCUGUGGUAACCAUGACUACAGUGGGCUAUGGAGACAUGCAUCCAGUGACCAUCGGAGGGAAGAUUGUUGGCUCUUUGUGCGCCAUCGCCGGUGUAUUGACCAUUGCGCUGCCCGUACCUGUCAUUGUGUCCAAUUUCAAUUACUUUUACCACCGGGAGACCGAUGGGGAAGAGCACGCACAAUACCUGCACGUUGGCAGCUGUCAGCAUCUCAACUCCACAGAAGAUCUGAAACGGACACAAAGCACGUCCUCCCUCAGCAAAUCGGAAUAUAUGGUCAUUGAGGAAGGAAUAAAUAGUGCUUUCAAACAGCCAAACUACUCCAACCAGAACAAUCAAAACUGCGUGAAUAUUAAAAAGAUUUUCACAGACGUGUAAAUCGUGUACAGUGCCAGACAGUCGUACAAUAAUCACUACGAUGAUGGCACCUCUGCAAACGCAAGGUGCUGCGUUAUUAGGGUACAGCGGGGCUAAAAGUCCUCCACAGCGGAGGACAGUGUGAUUUUAUUGUUCCGGUCGCAAAAUACGAUAUUUUUAUGGAACAUAGAAAGAGAAAUAUAAUUUGUAUAAAAGUAAAUGUUAAAAGUAGCUUGGUUUAAAUGAAAAAAACAACAUAAACAAGGCAGCUAGAGGGAAGAAUUUGUCAUCGUAUAUGCAAAUACUUUUAAUAUAGCAAGAUAUUUUAGAGUAACAUUUAAGUGUUUACACUACAGUUGAAAAGUUUGGGACUGCUUUGAUUAUUCAAGUUAUUUUUAGAGAAGUCUUUUCUGAUCUCAAAUACACUAAAUCAGUGAUAUUGUAAAACUAUAAUUCUGCUGAUUUGAAUAGCAGUGCUGCUUCAUGUUUUUGAGUAGCUGUUAUACAUUGUCAAUCAAAAGUAGCAUUCGUUUUUUUUUAUUCACUAAGGACAUGAUCAAACAUUUAUAU